AUGGGUGCGGUAGUGAAGUCGACGGUGCAACCGGCGGCGCAGAGGACGCAGAGAGACGCUUCGUACCCUCUGGACGCGCGGGCGUACAAGCUGCUGCACGAGAUAGGCAGCGGCGUGAGCGCCGUCGUGUAUAAGGCGGCCUGCCUGCCGCUGGACGCCGCCGUGGUGGCCAUCAAGGCCAUCGACCUGGAGCGGUCGCGAGCCAACCUCGACAACGUUCGCCGGGAGGCGAAGGCCAUGGCCCUCCUCUCUCAUCCGAACGUCCUCACUGCCCACUGCUCCUUCACCGUCGGCAGCCACCUCUGGGUGGUGAUGCCGUUCAUGGCCGCGGGCUCUCUCCACUCCAUCAUCUCCUCUUCCUUCCCCGACGGCCUCCCCGAGCCGUCUAUUGCCGUCGUCCUUCGGGAGACCCUUCAGGUGCGGCCACGAUUACUCACAAUCAGGAUCGAGCUAAAAGCGCCAUUUGCGUAAAAAUUUAUUAUCUGUUUAAAGUGUUAUGUUCAAAGAAUUUGAUGUGUUAAACAGAAUUAUUCUGUUGUAGUUGUUAAACCGAUGUGAAUCUCUUUCAUGUUCUAGACUAGAAGAAAGAAAAUCGUCCUUUACAAGUUCCACUUUGUGAGUUCCACAUCAAAUGAUUCAUUAAGAAAAAAAUCGCAAUAUUUUUAAGAAAUGGUGUUCUAUAGAUAAUUAUUUCUUAAAAAACAACCCCAAAAAUAGAAAGUGAUGAUUCUAGCAUCAAUAUUUACACAUCUUCUUCACAAUCAAUGAUAUCAACCGGUGCAAUUUGGGCAAUUUAUGCUAGUGCCUAGGAGAGCCAUGAACAAGGUUGGCCUUCAUCGAAGGUGUGGGCCCACACUUCACAGACGAUUUCCGAACCAUCCUCAGAGUCUGAAUUUUACAGGUCUUGCUUCAGACGAGGCCACUGAGACAGUUACUACCAUCCGAUAAAAGAAUAAUCCAUGACAUUGGAACUUAGCCACCCUUUAAAUUCUAUUGUUUGGUGUGCAGGCGCUCUCGUACCUCCACGACCAGGGCCAUAUCCACCGGGAUAUCAAGGCCGGCAACAUACUCGUCGACUCCGACGGCUCCGUCAAGCUCGCCGACUUCGGAGUAUCCGCCUCCAUCUACGAAUCCCAUGCCUCCUACUCGUCUUCCUCCUCCUCAUCUUCCUGCUUCAGGGAGAUGGCGGGGACGCCCUACUGGAUGGCACCGGAGGUCAUCCACUCCCACGUCGGCUACGGCAUCAAAGCCGACAUCUGGUCCUUCGGGAUCACGGCGCUGGAGCUGGCCCACGGCAGGCCACCGCUCUCCCACCUGUCGCCCUCCAAGUCGCUGCUGAUGCGCGUCACCAGCCGCCUUCGGAUCGAGGACGCCGCUGAGGACGCCGAGGGCAAGAAGAAGAAGAAGAAGAAGUUCUCCAAGGCCUUCAAGGAGAUGGUUACGGCGUGCCUGUCGCAGGUCCCCUCUCGUAGGCCCUCCGCCGACAAGCUCCUCCGCCACCCCUUCUUCAAAGGGUGCAAGCCCACAGACCACCUCGUGAGGAGCGUCCUCCAUGCGGUGCCUUCCUUGGAAGAAAGGUUUGAAGGAGGGGGCUUUGACGAUUCCGACGAGAUCUAUCCGCUGCCACCGUCUUCCCUCGUCAAGAGCCGCCGCAUAAGCGGGUGGAACUUCAACGAAGACGUCUUCGAGCUGGACCCGGUCUACCCCGCCGAAGAAAGCCGCGAGAACGGAGAAGGGCAGGCCCUCUGCAAAACCGGCGACCCCUCCGCUCCGCCUCAGUUGGAAGUAAAGGAGUCUCUGGUUCCCAGCCUCGUUUCUCUGUUGGGCAGCUUGGAUUUUCAGAGGGGGAUGGUGAUGGACAUCCUCGCGACCUGCGGCGGCGCCGACGGCCGAGCGGAGGUCGCAGCGGAGGUCGCAGCGGAGGAGAAGAGGGGGCAGCAGCUGGCGGGGCUCGUCCAAUCCCUGGAACAGACGGUGCAGGAGAUGAACGACCAGCUGCACAGGGAGAUGACCCGGAACGCCGAGCUGGAGGAAGCCGUGGACAGGUUGAGAGGGAAAGACAACGUUCCCCUGCCCUAG
Spirodela intermedia is the source of this 2079-nucleotide messenger RNA. Lineage: Eukaryota; Viridiplantae; Streptophyta; Magnoliopsida; Alismatales; Araceae. The record is from the annotation of a GenBank genome assembly.